AUGGGGCGCCCAGGUCCCCAGAACCUGACCUGCGUGUCCUACAAGCACCCGAGCGUGCGGGGCGCGCUGGGGCACGCGGGGGCGGCGGCGGCCGGCGCCGUGCGCUGCCCCCCCGGGCAGUGCUGCGUGGGCAUCUGGAACCGCAGCCACGCGCUGGUGCAGGGCUGCUGGGGGGGUCGGGGGGACGCGUGUCCCUCGGCCACGUGCGCCCCCAGCCCCGCGGGCCACCCCGGCAGCUCCGUGCUGCUGUGCCUGUGCCACGGCCACCUGUGCAACGGCAACGCCACCGGGACCGCGGCGGCCGCCGGGGGGCUGGGGGGGCCCCGCCAGGGCCCAGUGCCCGGCCGGGGGGGGUCCGCGGGGACCCUGUGGCUGCUGGGUGCCAGCCCCCUCCUCCUCAUCCUCCUCAUCUGUCUGGGCGUCCUCGGACUGCGCCGGACGAGGGCCCGCAUGGGGCAGCCACCGCGGGGGGGGCGGGGAAGCGGGGUGCCCCCCCCGGAGCCCCCCAGCCCGGACCUGCCUGCGCUGCACUUCCUGCAGGUGCUGCAGUCGGGGCGCUUCUCGGCCGUGUGGCGGGGCACGCUGCGCCAGCGGCCCGUGGCCAUCAAGGCGUUCGCGGCCGGGGCCGGCCGGAGGUUCGCGGCCGAACGCGCCGUGCACUCGCUGCCGCUGAUGGAGCACGAGAACGUGGCCAGGCUGCUGCACACCCGGGCGGCCGCGCCCCGAGCCCGCGGGGGGCUCCUGGUGCUGCAGCUCUACCCGGCCGGCUCCCUGCGCCACUUCCUGGGGCAGCACGUGGGCACCUGGGCGGGCAGCGUGCGCCUGGCGCUGUCCCUGGCCCGCGGCCUGGCCUUCCUGCACCAGGAGCUGUGGCGUGACGGGCUGUACAAGCCCAGCGUGGUGCACCGGGACCUGAGCAGCCAGAACGUGCUGGUGCGGGAGGACGGCACCUGCGCCAUCGGCGACUUCGGGCUGGCGCUGGCGCUGCCGCCGCGCGCCCAGGACAGCGCCGGCAGCCGGCACAGCGUGGCCAUCCGCAAGGCGGGCACCCAGCGGUACCUGGCGCCCGAGAUCCUGGACGAGAGCCUGGACCUGCGGGCCUGGGGCCGGGCGCUGCGCCAGGCCGACGUCUACGCGCUGGGGCUGCUGCUCUGGGAGAUCCUGUCCCGCUGCCAGGCCCUGAGCCCCGGAGCUCCGGUGCCGCCGUUCCGGCUGGCCUACGAGGCCGAGCUGGGCCCCAGCCCCAGCGGGGCGCAGCUGCGCCGCUUGGCCGCGGACGAGAGGCGGCGGCCGCUCAUCCUCGCCGCGUGGCACCGCACCCCGCAGGCCGGGGGGGCUCUGCCGGAGCUGCUGGAGGAUUGCUGGGACCCGGACCCCGAGGCGCGGCUCUCGGCCGAGCGGGCGCUGCAGCGGCUCCAGCGCUUGGCCGCGGGGCCCGCACCGGCCCCGGGGGACCCCGGCCCGGGGGCUGCGCCCCGCCAGGUGCGUGCGGGGAAACUGAGGCACGGGGCGGCCCGGGGGACACCGGGAACCCUCCGGGGAUCUGCGGGGAAACUGAGGCACGGGGCGGCCCGGGGGACACCGGGAACCCUCCGGGGAUCUGCGGGGAAACUGAGGCACGGGGCGGCCCGGGGGGGGGGAGCAGGGCGGGAGGGGCAGGACCAGGCCCCGCCCCCAGGGAGGAGCCCAGCCCAGCCCCGCCCCCGCUUCCUGCCGGGAGGGGCCGCGGCCGGAGCGAAGGUCCCGGAGUCUCCCACCAUGUGGAACCCUGGCGCAGGACAGCCGCCCCCCCCCAACCCCGUGUACCCCCCGAACCCCACGUACCCCCCGCAGGUCCCACCCCCCAACCCCGUGUACCCCCCGCCCGCGGCGCCCCCCAACCCGCUGGGGGGGCCGGGGCAGCCCCCGUACCCCGCUGGCCCCCCCCCGUACCCCCCGGGGCCGCCUCUGGCCCCCUCGGGCCCCCCCUUGGGCCCCCCCCUGCCGCACCCCCACCCGGGGGUGCUUCCCCACCCGGGGGUGCUCCCCUCGCUCUCCCCCGGGCUGGACAAGAAGGCGGCCAAGAAGAUGAAGAAGAGGAUGAAGAAGGCUCACAAGAGGCACAAGCGCUCUUCGUCCUCCUCCUCCUCCUCCUCCAGCUCCGACUGAGGCACCCCCAGGACCCCCCAGAAUCACCUGGGACCCGCCAGGACCUCCUGGAAGGCCUGGGACCACCAGGAACCAACUGGGACCUUUUGGGACCUGCCAGGACCCCCAUCCUGUCCCCGUGUCCCCCAUCCCCUGCUGCCGGGGGGGUCCCGGGGUGUCCCCGCUGUCCCACAAUAAAGCUCUGGGA
Camarhynchus parvulus is the source of this 2335-nucleotide messenger RNA. Its product is annotated as anti-Muellerian hormone type-2 receptor-like. Gene Ontology annotation, biological process: cellular response to growth factor stimulus; BMP signaling pathway; protein phosphorylation. Lineage: Eukaryota; Metazoa; Chordata; Aves; Passeriformes; Thraupidae. The record is from RefSeq and is a predicted model, not a curated record. Bases 1 to 2148 code for a protein of 715 amino acids. Gene Ontology annotation, cellular component: plasma membrane; signaling receptor complex. The transcript is spliced from 14 exons. Gene Ontology annotation, molecular function: transforming growth factor beta receptor activity; ATP binding.